GGGGGUUUGUUAAUGUAGGGACACCCCUUGCGCAAAUACACGCUACUUUGUUGCUGCUCUCCAAGUCUCCCGGUCUCGGGGACUGCCCUGUUGUUGCUUCAAAAAAAUUUGGAAGGCAGGGGUAAAGAAAAUGCUCCCGCGUUCGCAGAUUUCUCUCUGCAAACUUUUGUUGAGACACCCUUUUGCAAGUUUCGCAACACCCGCGUCUUCAUUUUUCUGCAAAUCUCUUGCAUCGGUGUCAAGACCCACCUUGAAAUUCCUCCAUUUUCCUCCCCAAACCCGCCCAAACCCUGCGACACAGUUCAGACCUCGUGCAACUCUGAGAUUAUACUCUAGUGUCGACACGAACAAGGAAGUAGACGCGAUUAACCUCAAGUUCGCUGAAGCCAGAGAAGAGAUAGAGAUGGCUUUGGAGUCCAAAGAGACCGUGUAUUUUGAUGAGGAGGCCGAGUGUGCUCGUGCUGUGGUUAAGGAAGUCCUAGAGAUGUUCGACGGGUUGUUAGCGAAGUUGCCCGAUGGCGAAAAGGCGGCGUUGCAGAGGUCAAUGGGGCUUAAGAUCGAGCAAUUGAAGGCUGAGCUUCAACAGCUCAAUGAUUGAUGAGGAUUGUUGGUAUGGCUGGCAUAGGUGAGUCACUAUUGCUGGUCUCCUUUUGUGGCCUGUGUACUUUCCUUACUUCAAUAUCUCUGAGUGCCAUUGCAACUAAUGGUGCUAUGAAGGUACCACAAAUAUGUAUAUAUAUUUUAAUUCAUUAAAGCAAUAUUAUUGUUUUUCCCCAAUUCUAGUAGGACAAUUGCUGUUAAAAGUUUCCUCUAGAAAUUCUUUUAGCAACAAUUUUUGGUAUGUACUACAUUGAUAUUAUGUGGUGUUUGGAAAAAUAGGGGUAAUGCAGGCAAUAGAUAUUCAGGUUUAGGAUUUGGAUUCUUAAGGAAUCUAUUCUCCUAUAUCUUUCCUUGAA
Malania oleifera is the source of this 956-nucleotide messenger RNA. Its product is annotated as embryogenesis-like protein. Lineage: Eukaryota; Viridiplantae; Streptophyta; Magnoliopsida; Santalales; Ximeniaceae. The coding region runs from base 131 to 598 and encodes 155 amino acids. The transcript has 2 exons. The record is from RefSeq and is a predicted model, not a curated record.